This is a messenger RNA of Monosiga brevicollis MX1, 2364 nucleotides long. RefSeq lists its product as uncharacterized. Gene Ontology annotation, biological process: carbohydrate metabolic process. The record is from RefSeq and is a predicted model, not a curated record. The transcript is spliced from 18 exons. NCBI's taxonomy places the organism in Eukaryota, Choanoflagellata, Craspedida, Salpingoecidae. Gene Ontology annotation, cellular component: extracellular region. Bases 1 to 2364 code for a protein of 787 amino acids. Gene Ontology annotation, molecular function: lyase activity; carbohydrate binding.
AUGGUGGCGGCGGUGGCGCGAUGGGCGGCGGGGCUGGUGUUGGUGGUGUUGGUGGUGUUGGUGGGUGGGGUGGUGGGGGAGGAUCGGUUCUGGGGUGGUGGGGAUGUGGCUUUGCUGGAGCAGCGUGUUCGGGCGGCAAUUUUGCCCACUUCGCCAGUGGCGACGCUGCCUGCCUUUGUGUCCCACGCGACGACGCAGCUCACCGCAGACUGCGCUUUCGACGAUAUCAACUACAAUGACACGGACGGGCGCUCGUGGUGGCUCACCAGGACACUGCUUUUUAGCCUACACUUGCAGCGGGUGAUGCUCAUGGCCAUUGAGUUGGCCACCAAUUCUUCCGCUGAGCCCAGCCUGCGCAACCGCACCAACUGUGCCUUGCAGUACUGGCUCGACAACGACUUUAUCAACGACAAUUGGUGGUGGAACGAGAUCGGCACGCCUCACAUCGUGGCCAAGAUCCUGCUUACACUCAACCCCAGCCCAGACAUGCUAGAACGAGCCCAGCCGAUCCUGGCACGGGCCACCUUGAGUGCCGCCGCCGCUGCAACGGGCUGCAAUCGCGUUUGGGCAAGUGGCAGCUUUCCCCCAGCAUGCUCGCCAUCCUUUUUGCGGAUGCUGUUGGCCCAGAACAACAUCUUCCGCGGCCUUUUAGAGAGGGGCAAUACUACACGUUUACGCACUGCCUUUGACCUCAUCUAUUCCACUGCCAUCAGUCAGUGUCGGCGCUUCCCGCCGCAGCGCACUGGCGCAGCCUGUCAAGCCCUGACCACCGCCCUUUACAUGGGUUGGGGCUACGGUUCCAUCUUCACUGCCAACAUGCUCAGCAUCACCUCAUGGGCUGCCAACACCUCCUAUGCCAUUGACACUGAUCCCUGGAACGUCCUGGCUCAAUACAUCCUCAAGGGCCAACGCCUGGCCACCCGAGGUCCCAACUUUGAUUACACUACUUCUGGCCGGCUCAUGACAUACUUUGUUCAAAACGACGAAUUCAAUAUCAAUCAAGGCCACUACCACUACUUUGCCGCCUUUACCGACUUUCGCCUGGCCUUCCCCGCGUUUGAGCCUCCACGCCUCACGCCGCUAGCCGUUAUAUUUGCGCCUCUUCUGCCUGAGGUAUCGCCCAGCGCUCCACAGAGCUCGGAGCUGCAGGCGUUUGGCAAGUGCCUUUUGACCACCGAGACUUGUGACCGGCCGGCAGAGACCGUACACUAUUACGACUCUGACUAUCUCGUGCAUCAGCGUCCAAACUUGACAAUAUCGUUGCGCAUGUUCUCUAACCGCACCAUCAACUCGGAGUGUAUUAACGGCGAAAACCUGCAAGGGCGCGCACUUGCGGACGGGGUGGUCAAUCUCUUUCAAACGGGACGCGAGUACGAAAACAUCUUCCCAGUGUGGAACUGGAAGCGUCUGCCUGGUACUACUGAGUUGCAAAGCCCGACAGAGUACACCUGUGCAACCGUGCAGGAUGUGAUUCAUCGCCCCUGGACGGGUGCCGCUAGUGAUGGACAAGUGGCUGCCGCCACGAUGGACUUUGCUCGCGGCCACAGUGAUCACAUAUAUGCCGCCAAGUCGUGGUUCUUUUACGACGAUGCCGUCAUCGCCCUAGCGGCCAAUCUCAGCAGCACGGAUCUGUCUUACAACCUCACGACCUCGCUUGACCAACGCCUGCUCAAUGGCCCUGUGCUCAUUGAAUGGACCAAUGGCAGUCAGACUGAGUUUGCCGCAAAUCAAAGCGUUUCGCUCAUGGGCGUUCAGGCCCUUCGUCACGAUGGUAUCCGCUAUGAUCUUGAACUCUCUCCUGACGCCGUGAUCGAGCUAUCCACGGAGGUGCAGCGCGGGUCAUGGGCCGACAUCACGCAGGGACCCUCCAACCCCGUGGCGCACGCUGUCUUCUCGCUCAGCGUGGUGCACGGUGUUGGCAAAGCCGUGACGCCAACAUGCGCUUAUCGCCUGACCCGCGAGGAUAGCGCGCCCGACACCUCCAAAGUCACUGUCAUCUCAAAUGAUGAGGCAGUCCAAGCCGUGAUGGUUCAGACCACUGAUGCAGCAACCGUCUUUAUAGUGCAGCGCCAAGUCAUGUCGACCGCUUAUCUUGCGCGCUUGAGUCAACAACAGCAUGCGUCCCUUGGCUGGUCUGUCACGCCAUUGUCAGUGGGCAUUGUUACGGUGCGGCAGGCUGUGGGAAGCUCGGAAGUUGAAUUGGCCGUCAACAAUCCUCAUCUGGAAGCACGUCCCAUGAACGUCGUGUUGAAUCUCAAUGGUUUGACUUGCCCGGGUGCCACAAAUGAUCGUGUGAUCGUUGAGUUGCCAGAGCAUACCCACGGCGCAAGCACGCUGGUUGCAUGCACGAUUGUUCAAUCUUAA